CUUCGAUUUUAUCACAGUUUUUUACGGAUUUUGCAUCAGAGUGGAAUAUAAUUGUUUGUGCACAGAGUUUUACGCUUUUUGCGGAAAAAAUGGAUAGACCCGAUACUGAUCUCUCUAAUUUAUCGGAUUCGCUUGGUGUUUUAAAUUUGGACAAUUUAAGAGUUUUUGGUGAUACCUCUAAUCCUUCCUCAACCAGCAGCAAGCCAGUCAAUGAACGCUUAAAUGAGGAACGCCUAAAAGCAUUAGAAACUUUGGAAAAAGCCAAUAAGUCGAUGAAAUCAGAUGUAAAUAAAAUAAUACAACAAAGCUUUGCCAGAAGGGACUAUUUAAAAGUGCAGGAUGCAAUAACACCUUCAAAUACUUCCUCAAAAUUAAAUCGUACGGAAUAUGUGCCCUACCAUCGGCCAGAUUCAAUUAAUAUUUCCGAUUUGGUAACCGAUGAAAGUAUAAAUUUAGAUUUUAAAAGCACUGUUUCAACUAAUAGCACAAACGUCUCAUUUGAACCAUCGGAAAUAACUGGACGUUCUACCCACUACACAGAGCGUAAAUCACAAAAAAUUUCAAAAAAUAGUAUUGAUUCGAAAUCUUGUCGGUUAUCUGUUGGUGACAUCCUUGCUACUUCAUUUGCGCCCAAAGCACGAAAUCUCGUUGAUAUUUUAGGAGAACGCACAUCAGUAUCCAGUACUUCGUUAGGGAGUCUAAAUAAUUCACAGAAUUUGCUGCGAACAGCUGACUUGUCGUGUAAUAGCUCCGAAUCAACAUUCAGUAAAGCCGUUGGUCUUCCAUUUUCUUUUAAUGCAACAAAAGAUGUAGGGCUAAAUGAAGAAGAGUUUGAGCCCGCGGAAAAAAUGCAUUCGAAGCUAUUGAUGGACGAAAUAGCUUGGGCACAAGAAUUUGCCACUAUACCAACUGCUGGACUUAAUAAAGGGGGGAAAGAAAAGAUGCCUGAUAGAAAGGACUUCGAUCUACUGUCUAAUCCCAACAGCUCAAUCUUGGCACGAGAUCCGAAUUUUUCUAUGGGUCGAUUCUUUAAUCAACGAUCAGAAGACUUACAAAACAUUGUUGAAUCACUGAGUCCCGAGCGUAUGCGACCACCAAUAGCAUUGGUAGAUGAUACACAAAGUACACUUAGUUUGAGUACGCCCAUUGGCAACGCGAACGUAUUUACCUCCACAAAUGAUCCGGAACUUACGCCACAAAUAGACAACAGAGCAUAUAGCAGAGUUCCUAGCCCUGCUUAUAACAGUGUAUUGGACAGUGAGAAACAGAAUCUGGAUAAGCAAGCGAGUAAAGAUUCUGGCAAUGUAACAAAAGAGGAAGAGGAAUCUUAUCUUCUCUCGCUGUCUCAUAUCAAAAAAGCAUUUAUAAAAAAUGUAGAUGCGGAUAUUUCGUCUACUGGUCUUAUCGAUCUAUUGAAAAACCCGAAACGUAAUAAAUCGCCUAAAAAUGGUAAAGAACUAGAGCUACAAAAUAAAACUCAUCAGAAGUCCCAAUCAUCUAAUCUGCAAAAAGUAGCAGUAUCACCUAAGGCUAUGUUUACAAAUGCGAGUGUAAGACAAUCUGUGGAGCAAUACACAAACAGCCUCAAUACACUCGAGGAAUUAUUAUCGGAAAAUAAAGAGAAUUUGGAUCCUCAAAAAAUGCGCGGAUCAGAAUCACAAGCUGACACUAUAAGCUUUACAGAGUCAUUACUGGAUGCUAGUGAUUUAAAAGAGCUGCAACGCAGCACAACCCAGCCGCGCCCACCUCUGAGCCCGCUAAAUAUACCGACUAUUCGAUUAUCACCAGAUGAAAUUGAUUAUCAAGAAAAAUUCGCUCAACGAUGCCAAAAAACACCCGAAAUGUUAGACGUUACAUUUAAGUCGACAAUUUCUGAAUCACCUACUUCAAAAGUUUCACGUCGAAUAGCAAGCACUCUUAAUAAUAAAACAACUACCAAAGUGGACAAAGCUAGAUCAACAUCGCCGCUAAGUCCCUCAUUGCAAGUGCAGCAGAAACCGCUUAGCUCUACGAGAUUAGAUGAUCAAAAGAGUGACUGUGAUUUUGUUGCUACCUCGCCGAACCUUACCGAAACUCUGACAUCGCCUAAAAGAAUUCACGCUAAGCGCACGUUGUUGUCGAAUGGUAGCCCCUAUAGUGGUUUGACGGCUAGUCUACCUUCUCCUCCCCGUAGCUAUAUGUCUUCACAACCCUCGUCGCCUGCUCCAGUAGUAAAUAAUAUUUCACGUCGAACUUGUGAAAAUUGUUCGCCGCAGAUAUCUAGCAACACUCAAACGAUCUCUGGAGUGAGAGUACAUCGAUCUGCAUCUUCCCCAUCGGCUAGUGAAGCCAGCGCCAAGAGUGUUGUACCAAUGCGCACAUCAAGUGCUCAGUCUCUCAGAAAUGGUAGCGGUAAUGUCGGAUUUGUGCGUAGCGUUUCGCGUUGCUCUAGCAAUAGCGAAUUUAGCCACCGUGAUGGGAAUUCAAUACCACUGAAGAUUACCGCUGUGGAGCUUUCUUGGGGCAGCACACGGUUGAGAAGUGCAGCACACAAGACCAUGCAAGUGAAGAAUACUGCGAGUAAAAAGCUAACCUUGCGUAUCGAUGUGCACGGUCCAGGUUAUCAGAUGGUCAAUAUGCCUAGCAAUAAUACGCUAACUUUGCAGACGCAGGAAUGUCGCACCAUUACAGUGAGCUUUUGCCCAACGGUUAUUGGUGCCGCUGUUGGAAAGCUUUCAUUUUACGCACCACAAAACACUAACGUUGCUCAUAAUAGUGCCUCUACAGCGAGCAUGCUUUCAUUUUUGGAUAUCCCCUUGUACGGCUAUGGUGGUCAUUGCAGUAUUGUGGCUCAGGAGGUACAUGUAGCUCCCGUGGGUAUGGCUUUUCUACAAAUGGGAUAUUUGCAUGAACUGUCACAACCCAUGCAGCGCACAAUUCGUGUCUACAAUAAAGGGCCAUUACUGGGUUUCGCCCUGGCUUCAAUCGACUCGGUUGGACUGCGUUUGCCGCGUUUGUGCACCGCUUUUGAAAUACAGCCCGCUGCUAUGCUCAUACCGCCUGGAUCGACGGCGACAUUGCGCGUAAUAUUUCGUCCUCAGCGUGAAGAUGUACGAAAAAUUACACGUCAAACCAAAUCUGUCUUAACACUAGCCAACUUACGUUUAAUAUCUGGCGAUGAAGCAAACAGGCAGCGCAUGCGCCUAUUAGUAGAGCGCAUGUCAGCCGAGGAACGUGCUAACGUAAGUUCAUCCAAAUCUUUGGAGGCCUUGUGGCAAAAACUUCCCGGUGAGAAAGAUAUUAAGGAAUUACAAAUGUUUAAGGAAUCACCAAAAUUAACAUACGAUUUGUUAACCCACAUGCGCAUACAUGAAGUGGCUCUCACCAUUAAUGAUGACUAUUUGGACGAGACUAUUAAGUCUACUUCUUCAUUAUAUUUCCCCGAUGAGGAUGAGACAGUAUUAUUUCGCACUGUAUGCAGUCCAUCGUCCAGCCAUGCUGAUGGUUCGGGAAAUGUUUUGAACCGUGUGGAUGAGCUAACUGAGGAGGAAAUUGAGCACGCUAACAGUAAUAAUUCAUCGACACGUGCCGAAGCUUGCUGCUGGUCUGUUUUGCCCAGCGCAAUUAAUUUUUAUUUGCGCGACGAAAAACACACCGCGCGCUCUUCAAUAUUCAUCUGCAACUCUUUUAAAUCUAGGCAGUAUUUUGAAGUGAGCACUAACCGCAAAAAUUUGUUGAAAUUGACGCCUUCGGAAGGUUAUGUGGAACCUGAUGGUGGACAUUUAGAAGUGGAAGUGCAUUUGCUGUGCGAUAAAUUGAAUUCGCAAAAUCGGCAGGAACCGAUAUAUAUUACGGUUUCUAUGGAAAAUGAACGUUUUAAAGUGCCAGUGCAACUAUGCGAUGGGGCGCAUGCAUCAGAAUGUGUCUAAUGUGACAGUGUGCUAAUACUCUCCUUAAUUGCAUAUCAGAAACGAUUGCUGAAGCCUUUUUUAUAGCUUGAACUCACUUUUUCCGUUGCCUCAGUGUUUUUUAUGUAAAAUAAGGUUUAUAUUUCAUAUUUUAUAUUUAUUUUUCUUGCACAAGGCCUGGCUUUUAAAUUCUGCUCCGCACUUGCUGCUGAUGUUAUUAAUAAAUGUAUGACAUUUUUUUUUUCAAAAAUACUUUUUUAUUUCUUAAACAUUAAUAUCUUAUUUAGUAUUAUUUUAAAUUCAAGGAAAAU
This is a messenger RNA of Anastrepha obliqua, 4198 nucleotides long. RefSeq lists its product as uncharacterized. The coding region runs from base 90 to 3908 and encodes 1272 amino acids. Lineage: Eukaryota; Metazoa; Arthropoda; Insecta; Diptera; Tephritidae. The record is from RefSeq and is a predicted model, not a curated record. The transcript has 8 exons.